Molecule: messenger RNA, 986 nt
Organism: Halichondria panicea
Lineage: Eukaryota; Metazoa; Porifera; Demospongiae; Suberitida; Halichondriidae
Product: vesicle transport protein USE1-like
Exons: 7
Coding region: 66-869 (267 amino acids)
Biological process (GO): retrograde vesicle-mediated transport, Golgi to endoplasmic reticulum
Cellular component (GO): endoplasmic reticulum; SNARE complex
Molecular function (GO): SNAP receptor activity
Source: RefSeq, a predicted model, not a curated record
CCUCAUCAGCAUUCUCUUGACCAUGCGGUGUACGUCUGGUUAAAAAUCCAGCUUUUGCACACAGGAUGAUUGAAGCUGUAAAUAUAAAAAUAAGGAACGUGGAACGACUACUGUCUAGAUGUGAAAGUAUCUUAUCAGGAAAAACUCAAUUCCAAGGAAAGGAAUGGAAGCUAGGAAAAUACGUGACGUCUUUAGAGGAACACAUCAAUGACUUGGAAAAGUACCCUAGUGUCAACAAUGACCAGCUGACAUCAUUCAGGCAGAGAACUGGUGUACUUCGUGAGGUGCUACAAACUGAGAAAGAGACUGACAACAUAUUCAACGGUGCGUGUAACCACACAGGGAAGUCUGGUCUGACCCUCCCACUCACACACACUCAACACUCACGCUCAUCACACUGUCACAGCCCACUCCCCUCACCAGUGCAUGCUAGAGGAAACGAGCUUUUGUUAAGAGCUGACAGCAAACGCACCUCCUCAAUGAGGGAUCAACUAUUUGCCAAGACAAUUGACGAUGAGACAUCAUUACGACACAGAGGGACAGCAGCCCUGAAAGAGGACAUAGACAGUGUGGUGAACAGACACCAGAAGAUGCAGGACGAAAUAGCUGAAGACAUGAUCAGAAUGGCUCACAGUCUCAAGAACAACUCACUGGUUGCCAAAGAGAUCAUGCUCAGUGACAACAAGGCCCUAGAGAAGACACUGAAGGCAGCAGACAACAACAUCGAGGGGCUGGACAGAGAGACAGGGAGACUACAGGAGCAUACUAGUGGCUGUGCCUGGGGAAUAUGGAUAUUGCUACUGGUCGUGUUCGUAGUAUUCUUUGCCAUGAUACUUUUAAUUAGAAUUGUACCAAAGCCAAGAACAUGAUAGCAUUUUGUACAUGCAUACAUGUAACUUAACUGUUCAAUGUACUUGCUAUAACCACCAAAUUUUAUGAAAACACUGAAAAGGGAUAGGCCCUGAUAAAUAUGCUUUUUUUUUCUA